GACGCCUCUGAGCUCAGUUGAUCAAAUCUUCAGCUGCUCAUCACAUACCUAAGAUGAGUGGAUAUUUUGUUGGAAUACUUGUACUUAUGAAAUACUGCAUUUGCGGUGACGUGGUGAACUUUGAUGGAGACAUUAAGGACUUUGUAGUCGCUAACAGUAAGUUAUUUGUUCUUACUGAACAUCGACUGCAUCAGAUGAGACACGAUCUAUACGAGGAGAAGAGCAAAGACAUCACUGACGUCCCUCAGAAUAACAGAGUCAACAUUCUGGUGCCUUUUGAUGAGAACCGCACCCUGAUAACGUGUGGGACUUUUAAAGAGGGACAUUGUGAAGUUCUUGAUAUAAAUGACAUUACGAACAGUAUUUACAAUGAAAACGGUGUACUGCUAAAGUCACAACAGAAGAAAAUUGUUGCCUUCAUAGCCGGUAGAUUCCUUUUGGUUGGAAAAAAAGAAGACAAAGCAAAAGACAGGUAUUCUGUUGUUAGUUUGGUGAACACUUUACAGACUCAGUCAGGUGGGAUUUUCUCAAUAUCAGCAGAUGGAUCAGACGCCAUCAUUCAGAGCACAGUGAGAGAUGUGGAGUUUGUUGAUGGAUUUCAGAGAGUUUCUUCCUCAGAAUCCUAUUUGUUUCUCAACGCAGAGACUGACUCUGAGAGGAAAGUGAUUGUCUUGUGGAUGAACAGCUCUGAAGUAAAAAAGAUAGACAUAAUCAAAUCUCUCCGGUCUUCAACGAUACGAUGCUGCAGUGAUAAAACUCGUCCAGUGCUCGUCGCCUCCACCGUUAUUCCCUCAGAGACUGAUGUUAUUUGGGCAGGUGUGUUCAGUUCACAGGAUCAGCAGGAUCCGGAGAACAGCGCUCUGGCUCUGUACGACAUCAGUAAAGUUCAAGGCAGAGUGAAGGGCUUCUGUGCUAAUGGUGAAAAACCUUGUGGAUCUGAGAGUGGCAGUGAACUUCAUCCUCUCUCUGUGGUGUUUAAGUACAGCUCAAUGUCAGCAGUGACAGCAAUGAGAGCUGGAUCCUGGACUGUGCUGUUCAUAGGAACCAGUGAUGGACAACUCAUCAGGCUUGUUUUAGAUGAGAGAUUCACGCCAGGCUGUCCAACAGUGCUGUUCAAAUCUGAUGAUGAACGAGCAGUGCUUCCCAGAAUGCACCUUGAUCCAGUAGAUUUCAAACAUGUCUACAUCGCUCUGAGGGAACAGUUAAGAAGAGUGUCUAUCAUUCAGUGUUAUAAACACAUCACUCUGAAAGACUGCAGAGCUGCUCUGGAUCCUCUCUGCGGCUGGUGUCUGAACAAACACAGAUGUUCCGCUCAAGAUGAAUGCUCAAAUACUUCUUGGGUUUCCAUCUCAAAAAACUCUCUUCAGACAAAGCUGUUUCUUUUUCAGAUGUCAGAGAAUUCUUCUAGAAAGAUUACUCUGCAUCUUUCCUUGAGUCUGGAGAGCGCAGGAGACCCUACUCUCUCGUGCUCCUUCACUAAAGAGAGUGUAAGCCUGUGUGAUGGGUCUGAUCUAUCUGCAAGUUUCCCAAACUGCUCUUGUAGUUUUUCUGACCAGAAACUCUAUUCUGGAGGUUUAAAGGUCUCUGCUUCAGUUACUAUCGAGGAUCAGAAGAUCACAGAGACGCUGACGCUGAGAAACUGCUCCAGCAUCACAGAUCAUUCGCCAAAUGUUUCUUAUACACAGUGUGUUCAGUGUGUCUCAUCUGGGUGUCUCUGGUCCUCUUCCUCUCAGCGUUGUGAUUGGACACACGGACCUGGAGCACAGUUAAACAUACAGGAUGCCUGUAAACAUCUACUCUCUGAGAUGAAGCCGGAGAUUCUCUCGCUGGAGCCGAAAAAGGCUUCUUUACAUGGAAGAAACAAUGUCUUAUUAAGAGGAAGAAAUCUGGGAUCUGUUACUAAAAUCCGUAUUCAAGGGGAUCUAGAGUGCAUUCCUAAAGAAUCUCCGGUGUUUGAUCGCUCCAGUGAUACUUUAAGGUUCCACAUUCCUCCCAGUGGAACUAAAGGAACAGUGAAAGUGUGUGUUGUUACUCCUGACGACCGUUGUCAUGGUAACAGCAUCAUCACUUACACUUCUCAGCCCAGCUGCACUGGAAUACAGCCCCCGGUCAGCUGGAGCAGUGGUGGAAGGAAGGUUCAUGUUCAGGGCAGCAAUCUGGAAUUAGUGGAGUCGGUUACUGUCCUUCCCUUUAAUAAAGUGCUGAAAACACAGUACAGCACAAGCUCAGGGGACGUGUGGUUUCACUCUCACCCUUAUGAUGGCGAGGGUCAGAUUAGACUGCUGUUAAAUGUUCAGAACUCAGCUGUGGACUGUGUGGGUUAUUUCUCCUACAAGCCGGAUCCAAAAUUCACUGAAUUUACCACCUCACAGAUAGCCAACCAUCUACAGGUGAAAAUUCAGAAAAGGACAGAUGAGCUGAAUUUGAGUAUGGCCGAGGUGACUGUGACGGGUCUACAGGGAGAUCAGCAGUAUCAGUGUGUUCUGGAGAAGAUUGAGUCCAAUGCUGUUAUCUGUAAGAUUAAAGGAGAAUCAGGAGCCGUCCCAACACUGGACUCACUCACUAUCACGAUUGGGAAUUAUGUUCUAGGGAUGAGUAGUACAAAGCAUCAGUUCUGCCUCAGUCCACAGAAUAUAGCCGCUCAUGUAUGGAGCAGCAAUGGAAACAUAAACGAUUCUCAGCAUCUUCCAGAAAAAAAAGACAGACUGUAAAACUAUUGUUUUCUAUUCCAUAGAGAGGUGUAAAAAAGUUUAGGUCUUUAUGCAAUCAUAUAUUUGGGCACAUUUAUAGCAGUUCAGCUUUAAUCAACACAAUAUGUUUUAUGUUAUGUUCUCUAACUAUUGUCAAAGAUUUGGGUUGUAAUUUUUCUCACUGUACACCUAAACAAUUGUAUUUUGCUGAACUGUUCAGUAUUUAGUGUUAUUGCAGUAUGUUUGUAAAACGUGAAGAAAUUUUAAUAGUGUAUUAAAUGCAAAAUAACCCAAGGGUCCUAUAUAAAUAUUCUUUAUGCAACAUAAAAUAUUCUUUAUAGUAUUUAUUCUUCUGAUUUUGGUGUAAAAUAUGACCCUGGUAUGUUUGUUUUAUGAGAUUCACCCUACACCUACAGUUUUCAUAACAGAUAAAACAUCAUAGCACUGACUAAAGAGACCACAGGAAGUACAAACUAUUUACAGGUCUCUGUCUUUCUCUACU
This is a messenger RNA of Puntigrus tetrazona (Sumatra barb), 3192 nucleotides long. Its product is annotated as plexin-C1-like. The record is from RefSeq and is a predicted model, not a curated record. Gene Ontology annotation, cellular component: semaphorin receptor complex. Gene Ontology annotation, molecular function: semaphorin receptor activity; protein binding. NCBI's taxonomy places the organism in Eukaryota, Metazoa, Chordata, Actinopteri, Cypriniformes, Cyprinidae. The transcript has 15 exons. Gene Ontology annotation, biological process: negative regulation of cell adhesion; semaphorin-plexin signaling pathway involved in axon guidance; regulation of GTPase activity. The coding region runs from base 54 to 2711 and encodes 885 amino acids.